AUGACCCUCGCCUGCGUCUCCAUCAAAAUCGGCGUGAUCACGAAGACCAGUCGGACGAACCUAAGAUCGAGCACAGCUCCCGCCCUCGUGGCCUACAAGCCUAAGACGACCCGAGACGACGCCACUAUCUACCUGAAGCCAAGUCUGGGUGCCAAGCAAGUUGAGUGGGUCGCCUUGUCGUCUGCCAACUGGAGAGACUACGUCGCUAUAGCGAGGGGAAAUUAUCACAAGCGCAAAAAUGUAAGUGGAAUUCGACGCGUCACAACGGGCCGGAUCCAAGAGGCUGCAAGAGCAAUUGAUAGCUAUCUUCUCGAAAGAGGCGACGUCCGAGUGGGGCCGAUUGCCCGGACGUAUUGGGAGACAACCCACGCCAGACAGCCUGACGGAACUGAGCCGGCCCUGCCCAACAACGCUACGUUUAGGCAGAUGCAGCACCUCGACUCUAUGCGUUCGGAACCACCCCCGGCGCAAAGCGACCCUGAAUUCCGCACGAUCACUGUGCGCCUCAAUGGAUCGUCGGAUCUACAACUGGCCUUCAAUCUCCAGGAGCUCCGUGCUGCGCUCGAGCUUCCCAACCACAGUCUACUAGCCGAAGGCCUCUUCGCAUCAUUUCAACCACCUAAGGAACCCAGCGAGGACAUGAGCGACAUUGACCACAUGAGCGAGUAG
Messenger RNA from Phytophthora sojae, 669 nucleotides. RefSeq lists its product as hypothetical. The record is from RefSeq and is a predicted model, not a curated record. The transcript is spliced from 3 exons. NCBI's taxonomy places the organism in Eukaryota, Oomycota, Peronosporomycetes, Peronosporales, Peronosporaceae. The coding region runs from base 1 to 669 and encodes 222 amino acids.